AGUUGACGGACUUGUAGCAGGUCGUUCAAGUGCCUGCGUAAAGCAAGUGUCAAACAACAAAAGUGAUUGCAAUCAGCUAUUAAACAGGAAAGAAGAAGAAAAAAAUAUAUAUAUAUAUUACACAGAUACCAAGCUAUGUGGGUUGAGGAGUAUUGUGUUUCCAAGAUGUUUAGAAGGUGUAGCUUGAUUAUCUCUUACUACUAGUCAGAUGAAGGCUACGAUGUCAGGGAAGCCGGGAAAUUCGACAGGAUCUGAUCGUUUUGAAUACUUACAGUCACUCGUUACCGAAUUUCAGGACACAGACAGCGAAGAGGCCAAAGAGCAAGUACUGGCCAAUUUGGCCAAUUUUGCAUAUGACCCCAGAAACAUGGUGGACCUACGAACGCUUCAGGUGAUGGACCUCUUCUUGGACAUGCUCACAGAAGAUAAUGAGAACUUUGUAGAAUUUGGGAUGGGAGGGCUGUGUAACUUGAGUAUGGACCCUGAGUGCCGAGACCAUAUCCUGCAGAGUGAUGGCAUCGCCUUGGUAACCAGCUGCCUGUCAAGCCGGCGAGAGGAGACGGUACUGUCAGCCAUCUCCACACUCAUGAAUCUCACCACGGCAGCCUCCCGCUCUCUCACUACAGACACCACGGUGGUGCAGUGCAUGCUGCGCUUCUCCCUCUCCCAGAGCCCCCGCUUGCGCAACCUGGCCUCUGUGUUUGUUCAGGACUACUGCACGGAGCAGCAGGUGGCCAGGGCAGAGGAGCGAUUGCAGGGCCACCAUCAGACCAUUCUGGGGAUCCCUCUGCCCAAGGAUUAGUAUGGACAUAGAGGACCGCAGGUGCCUCUGGUCCUUUUAGACUGGAUAUCUGAUGGACUGAUUAAUCUAUACUCUCUGAGAGUGACCGGACUCAGGCAGGAUCGCACUGCCUGGGACUGCAUAAGGAUGGUUUGACAGAAAACGGUUUGACACAUUGUCAGAUUUUAUUGUCUUGGCUGAACAUGUUGUCCUUAGUAGUUACUGUCCUUGAACAAGGUCUACAUGCUACAACAUGUCACUGCCACAUGAGGGAGAUGAUGCCCCUUCUUUGGUCAGCAAUGACAGGUUGAUGGAUGACUGCUGUGUAUAAUGCCUGCUAUGCAUUUGGCUACUAUCAAAUCUAGUUUUAAAGGCGAGCACUACCAGUGGUUGAAUGUAUCUAUUUGAUAAUAGACAUGGUUAUAAACUCUCAAUACAUUUAGUAAGCAAAUGUCCCUCGUGAAAUAUGUGAAUUGUAAUUUUAUUUCCCUUUUUAUACAUUCAAUAAACAAUCAUCCUUA
Molecule: messenger RNA, 1302 nt
Organism: Osmerus eperlanus (European smelt)
Lineage: Eukaryota; Metazoa; Chordata; Actinopteri; Osmeriformes; Osmeridae
Gene: armc7
Product: armadillo repeat containing 7
Exons: 3
Coding region: 209-802 (197 amino acids)
Source: RefSeq, a predicted model, not a curated record